Saxophila tyrrhenica is the source of this 2067-nucleotide messenger RNA. RefSeq lists its product as uncharacterized. Gene Ontology annotation, cellular component: cytoplasmic dynein complex. Gene Ontology annotation, molecular function: dynein heavy chain binding; dynein light chain binding. The transcript has a single exon. The record is from RefSeq and is a predicted model, not a curated record. Bases 1 to 2067 code for a protein of 688 amino acids. Gene Ontology annotation, biological process: transport along microtubule. NCBI's taxonomy places the organism in Eukaryota, Fungi, Ascomycota, Dothideomycetes, Mycosphaerellales, Extremaceae.
AUGUCGUCGGUACAGGCGCUGAAGGAUGAACUCCUGGCAAAGAAGGCGCGUCUGGCAGAGUUGAAGCGCCAGAACGAGCUCAAGAGGAAGGAGGUCAGCAAUCGGCAGAGCAUCAGCGAUCCAGCACAACUCGCCCAAGCGUCACCUCUUCGUGGCCGGAGUACAAACCUUGGAGGCGAUGAUCUAGACGACUUGGUAGCUCGUCUGGUAGAUCGACCGAGCUCCACAGCCCCAGGCACGCCCAAGUCAGGCAAGAGAAGCAGCGGCGCGGACGAAACACAAUCUCGGGCAGGGGCAGAGAGCACACCACAGCCCGCGCGGACGUACCAGGAUGCCAGCACCGAUACGCAGACUCUGAGCUUCGCGGAGUCGACUACGGUCUACGAGAUCCCGGUGGAGACGAAGCCCGAGUACAUUAGCUACAGCAAAGGCGUGCAGACUGAGCCACGGCGAUCGCCCUCGCCCGGUGAAAUUGGAGAGCAGCAUGGUGCAGAGCUUGACGGGACGGAGAGGCGGAGAAGGCGUAAUCUGAGCCAGCGGGAGGUGGAAUUGGAAGAGGAGCAGAUCCGGCAAAAGUUAAGAGCGGAAGUGGAAGAGGAGCUGCGGGCAUUGCAGCUGCACGAGCAUACAGCAGACGACAAGCAACGGUUUCCUGUGCGCGCUCUCGCUCCUGAAGAGCUGAAUGCGGUCACGAACAGCAACGACUUUCUGGAUUUCGUGGACAGGAGCAGUAAGGUCAUCGAGCGGGCAUUGGAUGAAGAAUAUGACUUGCUGGCCGACUACGCCUUGCAAUCACGUGCACUGGACGAUGAUGCUGACGACUAUGCUGGGCAUCGAAGAGGCAGGCGAAUCAAAGAGGUGGCUUCGUUCGAUCUGGCAGACAGUAUGGGUCGGAAGCGAAUGCUGUCUUCCAUUGACUUCAGUCCAAAGUUUCCUGAGCUACUUUGUACAGCGUACACGAAAUCGCAGCAGUCACCGCACUCGCCUCCUGGCUUACUGAACGUCUGGAACAUGCAUCUCAAGGGUCGGCCAGAGUACAGUCUCCACGCCACCUCUGACCUGUUAUCCUGCCUCUUCCACCCUUACCAUCCAUCAUUAAUUCUUGGCGGCACAUACUCCGGCCAGCUCUGUCUUUGGGAUACGCGGACUCGCCAUCAACGUACCGGCGAGCCAGUCCAGAAGACACCACUCACUGGAGGUCGCACCGGGCAUGCCCACCCCAUCUACUCACUAGCUGUGGUCGGCACCCAGAACGCCAGCUCUGUCAUUUCAGUAUCGACCGAUGGCGUCGUCUGCGCCUGGUCGCCGGACAUGCUGACCCAGCCGCAAGAAUACCUCGAACUGAAGUCUCCAAAUCCCAGCGCCUACAAGACCGACGAUGUAGCACCGACGUGUAUCUCUUUCCCGGCCAGCGACCCUACCUACUUCCUCGCUGGUACCGAGCAAGGCGCCAUCAUGCCUGUCCACCGCUACGACCGCGCUGGCGCCAAGGCAGGCGUGGAUGCGCGUUGUCAGUACCGCUCUCAUGAAGCGCCUGUUAUGGGUGUCGACUUCCAUCCAGCGCGCGGUAAAAUCGACUUAGGCGACAUGUUCUUGAGUUGCGGCCUCGACUGGAGUGUGAAGGUCUGGCGGGCACAGCCACCUUCAUCCACUUCCGCAGCCACGAUAUUCGGCCAGUCCGAAGCCGUAACUCCCCUCUUAUCAAUCCCGCGAGAAGACGCAGUCUACGACGCCCGCUGGUCGCCAACCAAACCUAGUAUCUUCGGCUGCGUAGACGGCGCCGGCAAGCUGGAUAUCUACGACAUCAACGCUUCAUCCGAGAUACCAGUCGCCAGCGCUCGACCCAGCCAUCAGGAGAAGGAUUUGUAUGCACUGCGUAGUCUGAACAAGAUGGCUUGGGAGAAGAAUCAAGGAAGGAAUGUAGCUGUUGGGGGUCUCGAUGGUGUGGCCACAGUGUUCGAGGUUGGGCCUGAGUUGGGUGGAGUGGAGAGUAAGGGUGAUGCGUGGGUGGGAGUGAGGAAGUGGGUUGCGCGACAAGGGAAAAUGACUACUGCCGGGACCGUAUGA